Ciona intestinalis (vase tunicate) is the source of this 1056-nucleotide messenger RNA. RefSeq names its product acyl-CoA-binding domain-containing protein 6-like. Gene Ontology annotation, molecular function: fatty-acyl-CoA binding; protein binding. NCBI's taxonomy places the organism in Eukaryota, Metazoa, Chordata, Ascidiacea, Phlebobranchia, Cionidae. The record is from RefSeq and is a predicted model, not a curated record.
UUUGUUGGUGAAGCUUGUGCAAACGCUUACGGCUUAGCAAUUUUAUAUUAAAUUCACUCAUUAAUUCGCGUUGUUUCCUACAUUUUGUAUAAGAUCCGCUUGAUUAACAUGGAUUUCAAUUCUGUGCUAGAAGAGCAAUUUUUAGCAGCUGCUAAUCAUCUACAAAGCAUGGUUGCCAACCACCCAGAAAAAGCGAGUGAAGCCGAUCUUUUAUAUUUAUAUGGACGAUACAAACUGUGCACAGAAGGCCUAUGUCAGACACCUAAGCCAGGUUUUCUUAGUUUUGCUGCAAGGAAAAAAUGGACUGCUUGGAACAAUUUAUCCAAUUUAAGCCGGGACAAGGCAAUGGAAGAAUACGUUAUAAAAAUUAAGCAACUGGACCCAAAUUGGUCUCAAAAUGGGCGAAAGUUGACACCAUCAGGCAUGGGUGUUUCAGUGAGCACGUUGAACCAUUGUAGUCGGGAUGAAAAGGAUAUAAUUGACACUGAGAAAGAUUUAUUUGAUUGGUGCAAAGAGGGAUCUCUAAGUAAUAUUUCAAAGAACAAACCUUUAACUUGGCCUAAGGAUAGUGAGGACAGAACACUUCUUCAUUGGGCUUGUGAUAGAGGACACAAAAAUAUUGUUGAAUAUUUAAUACGAGAAGGCCAUGACAUUAAUUGCCAGGAUUCGGACAAGUCAACACCACUUCAUUAUGCUUCUUCCUGCGAUCGGGAGGACUUGGUUGAUCUUCUUCUUCAUCAAGGAGCUGAUCCAUCAAUAAGUGAUGCAGAUGGUGAUACUUCACAGGACUGUUGCUCUUCUUCCAAAGUUAAAGAACUUUAUGAGGAAUAUUUCAAAAACAGAAAAAAUAAUUGUACAAAUUAAAAUCAAUUAGAAUUGAACAUUUAGUAAUGGACCAAAUGCCAAUCGUGUUUAUUAACUGGUACUUAAUCAUGUACCUCUUUAUUACAAUGUUCUUACACUAUUUAUAUUUGAAACCCACAUUGCAGAACAAUUUCCGUUUACACUUCACUUACCUGUAUUUGGUUUUUGUUGCAAAAAAUUGCUCAAGCUUUA